This is a messenger RNA of Puccinia triticina, 594 nucleotides long. RefSeq lists its product as uncharacterized. The coding region runs from base 1 to 594 and encodes 197 amino acids. The record is from RefSeq and is a predicted model, not a curated record. The transcript has 2 exons. Lineage: Eukaryota; Fungi; Basidiomycota; Pucciniomycetes; Pucciniales; Pucciniaceae.
AUGAACGGACUAAGCCCUCAGCUCAACGACGUUCAAGCACAAGUCGACGCUUAUUGUCAUCCAAAUAUACAAGCUGCUAGAAGAUCAUGCUUUGGCUUUUUUUCCAACGCUAGUACGUUUUCGAUCCUAUCUGAGCCCGAUCAAUUCAGCUUGGAGAAUCAAGAGGAGUUAGCUUGCGGCAAGGAGAGUGAGACAAUGCUUGAGACGUUGGCACAAUCCGUCGAGCUCAUUGAUACCACCAUUCUUGCUUCCAAGGGAUCUGACUUCCAUUUUCUUCAACGCUACUCUCAAGAGUGUCUUGAUACUCUCACAGGCUGGAUUGACAGUCUCUAUUUGGCCCAUAUCAAGAGCUCAUCUCAACCCAUCAAACUACGACCACCCACCGUAGAGCUUGUCAAAUCGGUGUUGUCACUCUUCAAAUUAAUCAGGCUCUUUCUCAGCAAAUCCGACACGAACACCACUAACAAGCCACCAUCCAUAAUCAAACAUAGAAUGAUUUCAGAUGAGUUUGAUGAAUUCGCAUGCAGCAUCAAACAAUUUCGUGUCUCGAUGCAGCACUUCGCAUUGGAAUUUGUACAACCGCCGCAACAUUAG